Erigeron canadensis is the source of this 1707-nucleotide messenger RNA. RefSeq lists its product as uncharacterized. The transcript has a single exon. The record is from RefSeq and is a predicted model, not a curated record. The coding region runs from base 1 to 1707 and encodes 568 amino acids. Gene Ontology annotation, molecular function: zinc ion binding; nucleic acid binding. Lineage: Eukaryota; Viridiplantae; Streptophyta; Magnoliopsida; Asterales; Asteraceae.
AUGGUGGGAGAUAAAAACGAAAACAACAAUCCUGUUGUUGCCAUACCGUUAUCAUCCUAUCAAUGUCCAAUUCUAAACAAUACGAACUAUACGUUAUGGGCCAUACGAAUGAAGAAGAUAUUAGUGGCAAAUGGAAUUUGGGAUUUACUAGAAGGAACGAGUACAUCAAAAGAGAUAGAUAUAAAAAGGGAUAGUUCUGCAUCUGCAUAUCUAUUCCAAGGAUUGCCAGAAGAUUUGCAAAUGCAAGUUGCGGGAUGUGAAACAGCAAAACAAAUUUGGGACUCGUUAAAGUCCAGAUUUGUUGGGACAGAAGAUGUUCAACAAGCGCACUCGCAACAAUUGAAAUCAGAAUUUGAGAGACUCUUGAUGAAAGAAGAUGAAUCAAUAGAUUCAUUUGCCAGAAAAUUGAUGAGCAUUAUUACAAAGGCUGCUACAUGUGGAUUGACAUUUGAUGAACAAACGAAAGUACGAAAAUUACUCAACGCAGUACCAGAUAAGUUUAUACCAAUAGUAGCAACCAUUGAAAUGGUUCUUGAUUUUAAGGAAGCGAAAUUGGAAGAGGUUAUUGGGAAACUUAAGACUUACGAAAAAAGGCUUAAGUUUAGAAAAGAAAGUAGAGAAGACAAUAGUGAAAAGUUGUUGUUCACACGUCAAGGGAAUGGCAGAAAUUAUGAACGCAACUAUGGAAACAAUAGAGGAAGAGGUGGUUAUCAGACAAGAGGAAGAGGCCAAGGAAGAUUCGUAAGAGAUAACAAGAAUGAAGAUAGUUUCGAUAGAUGGAAGAAAAACCCUAGAGAUCAAAACUAUCCAAGAAGACAACUUAAAGACGUGCAAUGUUAUAAUUGUCAAGAUUUUGGACACUUUGCUGCAAAUUGUCCAAAACCAAACCAUAGAGAAGAAAAAGCAAACCUUGUGUUCGAAGAUGACGAACCAGCGCUAUUGAUGGUUAUUACUAAGGAUGAAGAGGAUACAACAUCCUUAAAAGAAAUGACGAGAAGGAAUGGAAUUGUCAUUGAGAAAAAUGAAAUUCCAAAAGCAAAAUUAGAAGACAUAAGGUCAGAGAUAGAAACUGACUUAAGAAGUAAACUAGAGUUUUGGAAGUUUGAAUUACUCCAAGACUUUGAGAUGGAGAAACAAGAGUUCGAGAAAAAAAUGAAAGAUAGAGAGAUAGCAUUUGAGAAACAAAUGCGAAAAGAGAUAGAGAACCUGAAGAAGAUAAGAGAUUGCACAAGCAAAGAGAUAAAAGAGUUAAAGACAAAAAGAGAAACGCUUGAGAAAGAAAACCAUGGAGUUUUUUGGGAUAAGAAACUCCUAGAAGAAGAACCAAGAAUUGACGAUGGUGAAUGCAAGAAGCAUCAAGAGACGCCAUCAAGAUUUCAAAAGGAAAGCAAGAUUGAGAAAGACAUCAAGUCAAGAACCAAGAAAGUUGAAUACGAAGAUCGUGAUAAAGGAAACAUAUUGUUGGAGAUUCAAGACUAUGAGAUAAUACAAAUGAUGGAAGAUACCGACAAAGUUAACAACAAUGAUCUAGACGAGAUUGAAGACAAGGAAGAAAGUAGCCAAAUCAAGGAAGAAAUUCAAGACAUACUUCGUAUUAAAGAUCAAGACAAAGAAAGUGGAAACAAGCCAAAGUUCAAGGAUAAAGACAAUGAAGCACUUGAAGAAGUGAAGGCAUGGAUUAAUAAAUUAGGGGGAAGUAUUGGAUAA